Messenger RNA from Meloidogyne enterolobii, 2762 nucleotides. The record is from the annotation of a GenBank genome assembly. NCBI's taxonomy places the organism in Eukaryota, Metazoa, Nematoda, Chromadorea, Rhabditida, Meloidogynidae.
AUGAUCCCAGGCAGGAGUAACCCGUUAUUCCCAACAGCAAGUGUCAACGAAAUACAGGAAGUGAAUCAGUACGUAGGUUCUCAGGGUCCUUCGGGACGUUUCAAAACUUUAAAUCCAAUUAAUUCGAAUAGAGUGCAACCUCGCGAAGGUUGGAGAUUUAACCAAGAUAGAACUAAUGAUCGGAACUUUCAGAAUCGACAAAUCAAUCAACGAAGCUGGUCUAGGCCAAAUCAAAGAAUGAACAACUGGAACCGCAAUCCCUCUAAUGAUCGGCGAUGGAACAACAGACCUGUGUGCAAUUAUUGCUCCCGCGUAGGCCACUUUGCCAGCAACUGUCGCGAGAGACUGGAACGAUUUAACUUCAGACAGUAUGAAGGUCAAGGAACAAGUCAAUCUCAAAGCAGGUCAGGUCAAAUUCAAAAUGAUUCUAUGCUAUCAGAAAUUUUAAAUGCGAUCAGAAAGAUGAAGGUGGGUGAAAAUUCAAAUAUUCCUUCAGUUCAAAAUCUAGAGGUAGUCCAAAAAUCUAAAAAGGUUAAAGAAAGUCCUAGAAAUGAAAAAGAGUCAAAACAAAGUGCAAUCUCGUCUUGGGAAGGCAGAAGGAGCUUAGGUCCAAAAUUAUUACCACUUACAAUUCUAAUGCUUGUAGCAAUGUUCUCUCCUGCUUUAGGGUUUGAAAAUUUACCGAAACCACAAUGGCCAAUGAUUUGCCAAAUGGAGAAACAAGGUAUUUUAUGGUCCCUACCUGAACUAUCUGAAUGUCCCAAGCUCACACCAAACAUUUCGCACGCGCCUAUUUCGCAAACAAGAACUGUUUAUAUGCUUAAUGACUUAGAAUAUGCGACAGACGCGUGGGCUUGUAGAAAAAUACGCAAGAUAGUUAAAAAAUAUACUUCUAUUACUAAUGUCCCAAUAACUGAGCCAGUAUCUUCAGAAAUGUUAGAGGUGUCAAGAGAAGAGUGUAAUAAGAUGAUUAAUGAAAAGAAGUGUAGUUUAGGGUCACUCAAGGAAGAAAAUGAAGUCUUUACGACUGGAAAUAAAAUUGAUAUCAGUCCUAAAAUGUGGUUUGUAGGAUCGUUUACGUGGACUCAGGUCCAAUCUGAAAAUUGUAUUUUAUUUGAAACGCAAGUGUACUCUCACUGGGGCGAAAAGACUAUAAGGACACCCUUAGGGGGCACCCAUAAUUGUUCUUAUGAUAAAGGUCAUUGUUUAUUGGAAGACAAAACGUUUCUUGAAUGGACCAUAAAUGAAAAGAGUUUUUGCCGCUAUGUCCCAAUAGGUCGUUGGACAGGGAAAUUUUUAGACAACACCUGGUUAUCUGACGACGCCCAAAUAGCCUUACAUUUUGGAAAGCCCAUAGCAAAAAGACAAGAUUGUGGCAAAGAUUUAGAAAUUUCUGAGCAAGGUUUCGCUACCGAAACGCAUCUUGAACGCGCAAAGCGUAGCAAAAAUGUAGAAAGCCUCGGCUUAGCAACAGCACCUGAACUAGCAGCUAGACUUACAUUUCUUGACAAAGAAUGGGCAGAAACUAUGACUUUUGCGUUUGCUCACUCUUUAAAAGCAGUCUGCGAUCAUAUGGAAACAGUAAAGAAACCAGCAGUAGCAGCGUACCUAUCAAACCCUACAGGCCUAGCAAGAAUGGUCUUCAAUAAUGAAUAUUUAGUAGCAAAACGAGAAGGGGUCUCCUUACUUAGUGUCUGGCCUUGUAUAAAAUUAAAAGAAAAUGAGUUUAGUUUUGUUAACACGAAAAUGGAUGAAUGUUUUGAUUUAGUCCCGAUUCAGGUCAAAACAGGUUCAAAGGAUAUUAUGGCAUUUCUUGACCCAAAUACAAUGAUUAUUCAACCAACUGCUAGGAAAGCCCCUUGUUCCCAGUUUAGAAAAAUAAUAGUUGAAGUGAAUAAUAAUGCUUUAGAAAUAAACCAGCAGACUGGAGAAAUAGAAACUGUAAAGCCCAGAGGCAUAAGGAAAAAUGAAGUAAGAUAUUUUCAGGUUCCAAAUCUCAAAUCCCAUUCCUUUCAUGAACUAGUACUUGUUAAUUUAACUGACAUAAAUACUCACACAUUUAUGACAAAUAUGGCUAAAGUAAGCGAAUUAACUUACACACUUAGUGAAAAAGACACAGUCAUUACUAAAACAUUAUCGGACCAGUGGAAAGAAGCGGGGGAUAAAAUUACAAAAGAAGUUUUUGGAGAUUAUAUGGGAAUUUGGAAAAUUGUCAUAACAUGUCUAGUUGUAGUCUUAAUAAUUGAUUUAGUGAUAAGAUUGGCCUUAAUUGUGUCAAAAAGCUAUAUAGGUAGUUUAAUAGAAAUAGCACAGCCAUUUAAAGGGAGAAUGACAAGGCAAGAAAGUGUAGUAAGGACACCUAAGAAAGUAAAAUCGGUACCACUAAAAAGAAUGUCCAUGAUAAAACAAAGGAAAAGGAGUGUACGUAAGCAAAGCAACUGGAUUCCUCAAGUAUCACAAAUACCUCCAAUAGAAAUAGAUGUUCUAUCCACCUCAAGUGAAAAUGCGGCCUCGGCCAAAAAUAAAUUAAAUAUUAACGCUACCUCUCCCAAUACAGCAAUUACUAGGGUAUCAGUCAAUAGUAAACCUGUGAAUUGUCUUAUCGACACUGGUGCAAGUAUAUCCAUAGCUCCUAUCUCGCUUGCAAGAGAAUUAAAUAUAGGACUUACCCCUACUUGUUUAGCAAUCACUUCAGCCUCGGGUCAUGAAAUUUUAGUCAAGGCACAAAUGAAAUGUUGUUUAGAAAAGAUAAACAAUUAAAC